AUGGGAAGGAAAUUUCUGAUUGUGCUGGAUGAUGUAUGGAGUGAUAAUUACGAAGAUUGGUAUGCCUUUCUGAUUGUUUUCAAAUCGGGGGCAUAUGGGAGUAGGGUUAUUGUAACAACACGUCACAAAAGUGUUGCAUUAACUGUACACACAGAAACAAUUCAACCUUAUCAUUUAAUGCAAUUGACAGAUGAAGAUUGCUGGUUGUUAUUUGCAAAACAUGCAUUUGGCAACAUAGAUUCUCAAGAAUAUCCAGAGUUGGAACAAAUUGGUAAGAAAGUGGUGAAAAAGUGUAAUGGCUUGCCUUUAGCAGCAAAAACUCUUGGCGGUCUCUUGCGGGUGAAGUUGGAUCCUAAGCAAUGGGUUAAAAUAUUGGAGAGCAAUAUAUGGAAUUUCUCAGACAGUGAAAGCAUUAUUCUCCCAGCUCUUAGAAUGAGUUACCAUUAUCUACCUUCUUAUCUAAAACCGUGCUUUGCUGAUUUCUCAAUCUUCCCUAAAAACUUCAAAUUUAAAAAGAAGCAGUUGUUGCUCCUAUGGAUGGCGGAAGAUUUUUUGCUGUCCACUAAAACAGAGAAUUUGGAAGAAGUAGGUAGUGAGUAUUUCGAUGAGCUAGUAUCUAGGUCAUUCCUCCAACAAUUAGGUGGUAGAAAUAUACGCUAUGUUAUGCAUGACCUGUUGCAUGAUUUAGCAAAAUUUUAUUUUUAUGGGACUGCUGCUUUUGGGAUAAAGCCUUUUGGAUCGCUAGAAACUUUGCGCUUCAAGAACAUGUUGCAAUUGAAGGAAUGGCUUCCUUUCACAGAUGUGAACGGAGGUAAGGUAGCUUUCCCUUGUCUCCAACGGCUUUUUAUACAAAACUGUCCUCAACUGACCAAGGGUCUUCCCGAUGGCCUUUUUUCUUUAAAAGUACUGGUGAUUGAUAAGUGUCAGCAGCUUGUGGCUUCAGUUCCAAGUGCUCCAGCCAUACGUGAAUUGAAGUUGAAAUAUUGUCAUAAGGUGUUGUUGAAUGAAUUACCACCUCUGGUGUUGAAGCUUAGAAUUAGUGGUUAUGAUGCCUUGGAGUCCUUCCAUAUGGACAACAACCAUUGUCUUCAAGAGUUGGAUAUCUCUGAUUGCCCAUCUCUCAUGUUGCUCCCUAGUAGUGGUAUAUCUGAUACACUAAAAUCACUCAGUGUCAAGAACUGUGGGAAAUUAAUGUUUCCAAUGCACCAAUGCUAUGCAUCCCUUGAGAGUUUGCACAUAAGAUGUAGCUGUGAUUCUCUUGUGUCCUUUCAAUUAGACUUAUUUCCAAAGCUCAAUCAACUUGAUAUCCAUGGAUGUCUGAAUCUUCAGUCCCUUUCUGUUCCAAAUCAUGGACCACUUCAGCAUAUUGCAUCUCUCAGAAGCUUGGAAAUUAGUAACUGUUCUAAUUUUGUAUCCUUUCCCGAAGAGGGACUGCCUGCCCCCAGCUUGAACUGGUUUCGUGUUGAUAGCUGUUACAAUUUGAAGGCACUGCCUGAACAGAUGCACACCCUGCUCCCAUCUCUUGUUACUUUAAGCUUACAGAAUUGUCCAGAACUUGAGUCGUUUCCAGAAGGGGGUUUGCCAUCCAGUUUAAAAUCACUUGAAAUCUGUUCUUGUGACAAACUAAUUCCCGGCCGCGUGGAGUGGGGUUUACAGGGACUAUCCUCUCUUAGAAGUCUGUAUCAAGGGUAA
Quercus lobata is the source of this 1692-nucleotide messenger RNA. RefSeq names its product putative disease resistance RPP13-like protein 1. Bases 1 to 1692 code for a protein of 563 amino acids. The record is from RefSeq and is a predicted model, not a curated record. NCBI's taxonomy places the organism in Eukaryota, Viridiplantae, Streptophyta, Magnoliopsida, Fagales, Fagaceae. Gene Ontology annotation, molecular function: ADP binding. The transcript has 2 exons.